AUGGCCCGAUCGCGGAGACCGCGAACACGCGCGCAGGCACGAAGCACUGGAAGACAGAACUCCGGGGUACAGCCUGCCCGUAGACGUACCGCGAGGCGGCUCAAUGGAUCUGAACGUUCAGAGCACUGUUGUCGUAAACGGGGCUGCAAAGUUACUUUCGCCCGUAGGUCCGACCUAGGGCGGCACCUAAGGACAGUGCACAACAAACGAGCCGAAAUAUUUGAAUGCCCAUUCAAGUCCGAAGGAUGCGACUUUAGCACAAAACAAAAGUGCAACAUCCCCGCGCACGUGGAUAGCGUGCACCUAAUCAGACACGAGAAAACAUACCAUAAGCUGCCUGGUAGACGGCAGCGAGCGGUCAUGGGACAGAUGCACGAUUCUGAAGGAAAGGACGACGUUGUAACAUUACCUAAGGAGUCGAAUGGCUUCCCUGACUCCCCUGAUCCGACCGCAGUGGGAGAGACCUCGGCCCGGUCGGCUGAGAAGGGGAAAGGCAAGGAGGUCGUCGAGGACCUCUCAGGAUUUGACGACGCAAGCGACGUUGAUAGGGACGAUUUUGAACGACGUUGCGGCCUGUACCUGCCAUCUGAACUAGCAAAGAUGCAGACUGAGACGUCUAACCCCAUGAACGGCACAGGCGAGCCGUUCGUAGACCGCGGCACGGACGGCAAUAAUGCAAUGAGCUUCCCUCAGUCUAUGUUAAUCAACAAAACCGUCUGGCUAUAUGACGCGCUCGGACAGCCGGUGAGACCGUUGGCUCCAGCAGACAGGCAACUUUUUACCAAUCCAUUUAACGCAAAUAUCGGUCUAUUGCUCGGUCUGGAAGAUGCUGGUCAACCACAAAUCCCAUUAGCGCCGCCAGCACCAGAGCUAGAGAACAUACCUGAUUACGGCGCCCCGCUCGAUUUCUAUGCGCCUUUCCCGGACAUAUCCACUGCCAAUCCUUUGCAUUAUUGA
Molecule: messenger RNA, 957 nt
Organism: Fomitiporia mediterranea MF3/22
Lineage: Eukaryota; Fungi; Basidiomycota; Agaricomycetes; Hymenochaetales; Hymenochaetaceae
Exons: 3
Coding region: 1-957 (318 amino acids)
Source: RefSeq, a predicted model, not a curated record